This is a messenger RNA of Sorex fumeus (smoky shrew), 977 nucleotides long. RefSeq names its product siah E3 ubiquitin protein ligase family member 3 (gene SIAH3). Gene Ontology annotation, biological process: proteasome-mediated ubiquitin-dependent protein catabolic process; multicellular organism development. The transcript has 2 exons. The coding region runs from base 132 to 932 and encodes 266 amino acids. The record is from RefSeq and is a predicted model, not a curated record. NCBI's taxonomy places the organism in Eukaryota, Metazoa, Chordata, Mammalia, Eulipotyphla, Soricidae. Gene Ontology annotation, molecular function: ubiquitin protein ligase activity; ubiquitin conjugating enzyme binding. Gene Ontology annotation, cellular component: cytoplasm.
GCUAAGCCGGGCUGGAGCGGAGUGUCUCUGAGGCUGCGCUCCUUGCAGAGCCCAAGGACUUAGAGCUCCCUCCGUCGCCUUCCUGUGACAAACACCGCCACCCUCCAUACCGAAAAAAAAAAAAAGUUGGGAUGCUUUUCUUUACCCAGUGCUUUGGGGCUGUGUUAGAUCUCAUUCACCUUCGCUUUCAGCACUACAAGGCUAAACGGGUUUUCUCCGCCUCCGGGCAACUUGUCUGCGUCGUCAACCCCACACACAACCUAAAGUAUGUCUCCAGCAGACGAGCUGUCACUCAGAGCGCCCCGGAGCAAGGCGGCUUCCCCCCUCACCACCUUACCCACCACCACCACCACCGCCACCACCGCCGUCACCACCACCAUGCCCGGCCCCACCACCUCCACCACCAGGAAGCAGGGCUGCAUGCCCCCGAGGUGACACCCUGCCUGUGCCCCCUGUUCUCCUGCCAGUGGGAGGGCCACCUGGAGGUGGUGGUGCCCCACCUGCAGCAGAUGCACAGGGUCGACAUUCUGCAGGGAGCCGAGAUCGUCUUCCUGGCCACAGACAUGCACCUGCCCGCGCCGGCGGACUGGAUCAUCCUGCACUCCUGCCUCGGCCAUCACUUCCUGCUGGUGCUCAGGAAGCAGGAGCGGCACGAAGGGCACCCACAGUUCUUUGCCACCAUGAUGCUGAUCGGGACCCCCACGCAGGCCGACUGCUUCACCUACCGCCUGGAGCUCAACAGGAACCAUCGGCGCCUCAAAUGGGAGGCCACCCCCCGCUCGGUUCUCGAGUGCGUGGACUCGGUCAUCACAGACGGGGACUGCCUGGUGCUCAACACGUCACUGGCCCAGCUCUUCUCUGACAACGGCAGCCUUGCCAUUGGCAUCGCCAUCACGGCCACAGAGGUCUGCGCUGCCGAGUCUGAGCUGUGAGCAUCAGGCCAUGCUGGAACACCCCCCAGAAGUCCUUGGCCUCCA